Messenger RNA from Ruditapes philippinarum (Manila clam), 2858 nucleotides. Its product is annotated as neurofilament heavy polypeptide-like. The record is from RefSeq and is a predicted model, not a curated record. Lineage: Eukaryota; Metazoa; Mollusca; Bivalvia; Venerida; Veneridae.
CAGCAGACUUCAAACAAAUUCAGCACACCAAAUAAGCCAUUAGACCUAGAUCUGCUAAGUAGCACACCGAUGGACAGAAGUACUGGGUCACCAGAGGUCAAGGUCACUACACCAGAUGUCAAGGUCAUUACACCAGAUGAUAAAGAGGAGUGGAUAGAUCGGGAUGAUGCUUCGUUCAAUGAAAAUGAUGUGGUGAUGAGACCUAAGAAAGAAUAUGUGGCAGAUUAUGCUGAUGGUGAUGAUGUUGACCUGGAAGCCAUAGAAGACACAAACCAUCUAGACGUUGAUGUGAACAAGCAUAAAUCUGCUCUAGGUAAGAAAGGCUCGCUGGCACUAAGAAGGAAACCAUCGAGAAAGUCUCGUAAAUCUCUACUAUCUAGUGGUGAUGAUGCCAUCUUCCAGGAUUCAACAGAUUCCAAGCCUGUAUCAAUGACCAAUGGUAACGACGACGAUGAUGAUGACAACGAUGAUGAUGGGUAUGAUUUAUCUCCCCCUGCCAAAAAACCGAGCCCUGCUGUCAUGUUGCCUCUGCCUGGCAUGGCUAGAAGGCCUCCAUCUCAAAGAAAGUCAUCAAUGGAAGCUGAUAAUGAUGACAAUGCCAUGGAUACCAAGGAAGUAAAGCGAUCAUCAAAGCCACCCCCUGGUGCUUUUGUUCUUCCAUCAUUUAGUCCAAGUCCAGCCAAGCCAAAAAGAUCUCCGAGUGAUGUUUCAGACCGGCCAACCGUAGAGUCUAAACCUGCUGUGUUCGAGAAGCCAGCACUAAGAUCAGUGAAACCAGUCGAGAAAAGUCCAUCACCAGACCAAGACAAAAAGCCUGCGUUCAGUAGAGCUGGACUAAGAUCCUCGAACAAACCAGAGACGGUGACAAAAGAUGUCAGCCAAGAAAGGGACAUAACGUUUCAGAAGCCAGCUCUCCGCAGCACACCUAAGCCCCGUAGAGAAAAAUCUCCAGAAGAGAAUAUGGAUAUAGGAGUGUUUGAAAAGCCGCAGUUGAGAAGUACACCAAAACCAAAACUUGAACAAAAGUUUACAGAUGAUAAAGACAAUGAUAUUUUUGAACAAACCAACCUCAGGAGUGUGCAGAAACAAGAAACUAACAAUAUAAAAGAAACUGAUAGUGAUAAACAUGUAUUCGAAAAACCUAGUUUAAGAAAUACUGGAAGAAAAAUUGAAAAUGACAUUGAUAAUGUGAAGGAAGAGACGCAUACUAAAACAUUUGAAAAACCAGCGUUAAGAACUACAAAUAAACUACCUAGAGCAGAUUCUGUUACUGAUCAUUCAGAACCUGUACAUACAUUCGAUAAACCACCUCUUAGAAGUACAAGCAGACCUUCAGUGGACAAACAAACAGAUUCCUCCUCAACUGGUGUGUUUGAGAAGCCAUCUUUAAAGAAAACAACCCCAUCACCUGAAAAGGAAGUAAAGGAUUUAAAUGAACCAAAAGGAAUGUUUGAUAAACCUGCAUUAAGGAAAACAGAAAGGGAAAGGAAAGAAUCGCCUAAAUUAUCAGAGAAGCCAGAAUGGCUCCAGCAAGCUGCUAAUAAACAUUCCAAGGUGCUAGGUGCAGUUCAUACUAAAGAAAAUAGUCAUAACAGUAUAGACAAAGAAACGCCCUCAUGGCUUGAGAAGCCGGUUCUUAGAAAAACACGCGGUCAGCCAUUACAAGACUCCAGUAAUGGCCAGUCAACUACUAGUAGCCAUUCAGAUUUAAGCCAUAAUGAUGACUCAAGUAAACAGGUGUCCACACCACGGUCCAGAAACUCUUCAAUGAGUUCAGAGAGUGAGCAUGAAAAGAGGUCAACUCCUGCAUCCACAGUGAAAGAAAGCCAUAACAACUACACUCCCAGCUGGAUGAGACAAACGCGAUCCCCAUCUGUGCCUACACCAGGUGUCCUAGGACCAGCCAAAUCCUUGCCUUCCCUCAGCGGCUCCGGUGAGGUACCUGCAUGGAAAAGGGAACUGGCUCAGCGGCGCCAGAGCAGAAAGGAAAAAACACCUGAAGAAAUACCAAAGACAGAAACAUCUGCAGAACCGGAAUGGAAAAAAGGGAUACAACUCCGUAAAACAAGAAACACACCUCAGCCUAAAGAAUCAUCUGAAGAGGUGAAGUCUGUUGAACCUGAAUGGAAGAAAGCUGCUGAGGAGAGACAUGCACGGCUUCGAAACUCGACCGUGCAUGAUAAAGCUGACCAAUGAGGUCAGACCGUAGAGUAAGAUUUUAUUUUACCCUCCCUGUAUGUAGAAUGUGUAGCAAUGUGUGUGUUCAUCAUUAAACUGCUUUUGUAGCUAUGGCGACAGUCAUGAUAAUCAUUUUUGAUUGGCUUUUUUAAUAUGAAUUUCUUUUGUGAAAAUGGAAUUUAUGCCUAUGUGAUACAGAUUGAUCUUCACUCUGUAGGAUUUCUUAGAAAUUUUAUUAAUUUGCUUGUAAUACAUGUGUUUGGUAUAAUGUUUAAUGAAUUUUCAGAUUGAUCUAUUAUAAAUCUUAUGAUGUCACUCACUGCUUACAAUAGUUUAGUUAUGAUGACUUUUAAUCUGUUAAAGCAAGGCACACCAUUGUAUUUAAAUAAAUAUUAUCAAAUUGAAUUGAAGUCAGAAACAUACAUGAAAGAUCUUACAGGUAUAGCCAGAUUGUUUGCUGUUUGUAGUGUAUGUAAAAAAAGAUCUUAACAGUAACAAAUUUUAUUGAAUUAAUAAUACCAUAAUCUCCCUGAAAUUUAAUAAAUUAUUGAAAUCAUUUUGUUAAAGUCCUCAGUUUAUACAAUAACUACCAUAAUAGUCUCUACCCUGCAAAGUAAUAUCCACCAUAUUUGCCCAGAAGUAUUAUACUCCUUUGAAAUUCAAUAUUUCUAUCUGAUAAA